Messenger RNA from Anastrepha ludens (Mexican fruit fly), 1815 nucleotides. RefSeq lists its product as uncharacterized. The record is from RefSeq and is a predicted model, not a curated record. Lineage: Eukaryota; Metazoa; Arthropoda; Insecta; Diptera; Tephritidae. The transcript is spliced from 4 exons. The coding region runs from base 170 to 1345 and encodes 391 amino acids.
UGUAAUGUCAAAAAAUGCAUGCGGGUUAUCUUUGGGUGCAGUUCUGGCAAUAAAUUGCAGUUAGCAGAGAAGUCUGCAAAAAUAUACAAGUUUAAAUACAAUCAACAAGAAGUUUGGCCCAAGUGUAGCAUUAUAAGUUUAAGAAGAAUGUAAACCGCGAAAGUUGACGAUGGAAUUACACUCUUACGCGAAAAGAAAGGUGGCGAAAAAAUGGUCAACUGAUCAGAAGCGACAACUUGUAGAGACACGCAUCAACCAUGAUGAGCUUUUCACGAAUAAACCCACCGCCAGUGUAGCGCCGUGGAAGAAAAUUGUGAGUUUGGCCAAGUUAGAUGAUUACAAUGUGUUUUUUGUGCGCAAGCAAUGGUCGAAUAUGGUCAACAAAUACAAACAAUACAAGCAAAAUCGUCUGGAUGUAAUACCAAAUGGCACGCACGAUGCUGAAGAGAUCGAAAAAGUUACACAGGAAUGGGAAUUCUUUGAACCGAUACACCGUUUUAUGUCGCACAAAACCACCAAUUUGCAUUCGUACGCCCUACCAAUAACUGUACGAUUACCACUACCGCUAUCAGCACGUGACGAACUACAGGACAAUCAUAGUUCAAAUUCCUCUGAAGAUGGCCUCAACGUUUUCAGCAGUGAUACGAAUGAUGAAUACAACAAUUCGAAUGAUAACAACGCGCUUAAAACGCAACCAAACACCGAUCAUGAUUUUUAUACGAAGAAAAAUGGGCUCCCCUUGAAUUAUUUUGCAGACGUAAGCAAUGACACUCAAGAAUCGAUGCUCGUUGAACAGCCUAUAACAUGCAAUGGCGUAACCGAAGGCAUGGAACAGGUGAGACUGCAUGUAGCAGGUGAACAAAUUGUAGAAAUGAAAAUGGAACCACAAAGCGAUAUCGAAAGGACUGCUGAGCCAGUACAACAACAAAUUUUUAUUGAUACGAACGCGCAGCAGCAAAUGCCCAGCACAUCUGGUGGUCGCAUGAGGAAUUAUCAAAAGCGUCUAACCGAGCGACAACUCAGUGAAAAGGACCGUUACUAUCGACAUAAGCGUCGUUUUAAUAGGCGCAUAGAGCGACGCUUCGAUGCAAUAUUAAAUGUAUUCGGGCAGAUAGUUAAGGCAGAGUAUCCGAACAUCAAUGUAGGUCCUAUUAUGGGCACUGUAAUGCAAGGAACUAUGCUGGCAAAUCAGCUAUUCAAGAGUGAGAACGAUGAUGAUGAUGAUGAUGCUAGUGUUGAUGAAGAUAAUGAAUCUUCAACCGACACGGAGGAAAUGCAAUUUACCACUACUGCGGCUAAAGAAAUAAAUGCGGAAAUUUCAAAAGAUGAACAACCAGAACAUUGAGUAAAUUAAAAUUUGAGAGAAUUUGUAAUGUAAAAUGCAAGGCGAAUUCAUUAGAGGUGGUGGCACUAGGCCAACAACAACAUUUUGCACAAUAAAAAGGCACGUCAAAGUGAAAAGAUAAAGAAGUGAUUUAUUUAUGAAGGCAAAAGAGAAAAAUAAAAGCAAUUUAUUUGUCGAGUUGAAAUUAUUUUAAAAUUUUCAUAAUAACUUUUGAAUUUAAAUUCAUUGCGAAAUGCAAUUUUUAAAUAACAAAAAUUGAAUUUUUAUGCUGACAUCCGCACGUGCACGGCGCAAGAAAGAAAAAUAUCAGCUGGCCUAUUCCUACCACCUUUGAUAGAUUCGCCUUGGUGAAAUGUAAUGAGAAUUUGAGAAUUGUGACUGGAAGAAUAGUAGUAUUUUCAUAUGUUCGAAUGUACCGACUACUAUAUAAAACUGAAAUAACCAAAUAAACACUAUAUUGAAACGAAACA